AUGGACGAGAUCCAGUACAAGCUUGAGCAUGUGAAGGUCACUCCUAUCGCGGCCGACAAUAUCGACAAGACCUUCCGCUCCAGUUGUAUUGACCUCAUCUCAGCGGCGCUGGGGGGCAAAGUCCUGGGAUACUCGGACCAAUGGUUCGCCGACGCCUCAAACCUCAUAAACCCGGCCGCCCCUAUCAGGCAGCCGGGCAAGAUGGUGUACACAGGCGCCUGGUAUGACGGCUGGGAAACGAGACGGCACAACGCUGAGCCGUUCGACUGGGUUGUGAUUCGCCUGGGCGUGGCCUCUGGCACGGUCGAGGGCGUCGAAGUGGACACAGCUUUCUUCAACGGCAACCACGCGCCCGCCGUUUCGGUCGAAGGCUGCUUCAGCCAGGAUGACGAGCAAGUUCUCUCCUGGAAGGGAGAUCGUGGCGGUUGGGAAACCAUCCUUGGUAUCCAAGAAUGCGGCCCAUCCCAAAGAUUUGGCUGGAAGCUGGACAGUCCGACGCGGAAGCAAUAUACCCAUGUCCGUCUGAAUAUGUACCCCGAUGGAGGCAUCGCCAGGUUCCGUCUUUAUGGGCAUGCGGUGCCUGUUUUUCCAGAAGAUAAGGAGGCUAUCAUCGACCUCGCUGCGGCUCAGAAUGGAGGAGUAGCUGUCGCGUGCAGUGACCAGCAUUUUGGCAGCAAAGAUAACUUGAUCCUACCAGGCCGCGGGAGGGACAUGGGAGACGGAUGGGAGACUGCUCGGUCUCGCACCAAAGGGCACUUCGACUGGGCCAUUAUCAGGCUUGGGGCGGCUGGGUUCAUACAAAGUUUCAUCGUUGACACAGCCCAUUUCCGGGGUAACUAUCCUCAGCAAGUGAGAAUCGAGGCGAUUGAGUGGAAGGGAGAGCGGGAACCAGAGGCCGAUGCUGCGGAUUGGAUAGAGAUGGCAGAGCCUGUCAAGUGCGGUCCGGAUCAAGAGCACCCAGUCGAAAGCCGGGUCAAGGACAAGGCAUUUACCCAUGUCAAGCUCAUCAUGGUGCCAGAUGGAGGAGUGAAAAGACUGAGAGUCUUUGCGAAGCGGGCUGUCUGA
Molecule: messenger RNA, 1065 nt
Organism: Canariomyces notabilis
Lineage: Eukaryota; Fungi; Ascomycota; Sordariomycetes; Sordariales; Chaetomiaceae
Product: Allantoicase
Exons: 2
Coding region: 1-1065 (354 amino acids)
Biological process (GO): allantoin catabolic process
Molecular function (GO): allantoicase activity
Source: RefSeq, a predicted model, not a curated record